GUUGCCGGAAGGGCCGCGCCGCCCUGCGCUAUGCUGGCCCUCGCCGGCUUCCGUCGGCCGCUGGCGGCGGCGGCGCGGGGCGGCGGCGGCGGCGGGGCCAUGCCCCGAAAGGGAAAAGCGGCCGGGAAGGGGCCCGCGGAACUGGGCGCCGCCGCGGGACCGGUGGUGGCGGCGGGUGAGGGCUGCGUGAGGGUGGCGGUUCGCGCCAAGCCCGGCUCCCGGUGCAGCGCCGUCACAGAUGUGACAGCUGAGGCAGUAGGUGUAGCUAUUGCUGCACCUCCAUCAGAAGGGGAGGCAAAUGCAGAGCUGUGUCGCUACCUCUCUAAGGUGCUAGAAGUGAAGAAGAGUGAAGUUAUUUUAGAGAAGGGUGGUAAAUCACGUGAAAAAGUGGUGAAGAUUUUGGUAUCGAUGACACCAGAUGAGAUUUUAGAAAAACUGAAAAAAGAAGCUUCCAGUUGACGUAAAACAAGAGCGGGAGAUGGGACAAUGCAUCUUGGAUUCAGGAUACACGAGGAAAUGGCCACGAAACAAUUGUUCCUUUACCUGAGCCAUGCUCUUUCCCGUCCUUGCCUGGGCUGUACAAUGUACCCUUCCACUCCCUUCUUACCUUAGAACAACAAAAAAAUUUAAUUCUGGUGAUGGAAGUAUCCUCUGAGCUGCAGGGUUGGAGAAAUAGGGUUUGCCCAUGUUGGCAAUUUAAGGUAAAGCUCCUUUACAUUCUUCUAGCAGUUUAGCUGUAGCUGGUGUUUAGAGGAGGGUAGGUGUACCCCAAGCUUGAUGCUCCAUCAGCUCACUUCAGAGUGGGUGUUUCAAGCGUGUGGCUUCUAAAUGAGUAACAUGAACUUGAUCUGAGAACAUGUGUCCAACAGAGCUCUUGCACUAAACUGAUGUAAACUCCAGAGGUUUUGUAUGCUGUAUUUAAAUGUUCAUACCAUUACAAGCACUGAAGCAGUAUUCUUAAA
This is a messenger RNA of Harpia harpyja (harpy eagle), 962 nucleotides long. It is a transcript of the gene C14H15orf40, whose product is annotated as chromosome 14 C15orf40 homolog. Gene Ontology annotation, cellular component: cytoplasm. The transcript has 5 exons. The record is from RefSeq and is a predicted model, not a curated record. NCBI's taxonomy places the organism in Eukaryota, Metazoa, Chordata, Aves, Accipitriformes, Accipitridae. The coding region runs from base 31 to 459 and encodes 142 amino acids.